This is a messenger RNA of Cynocephalus volans (Philippine flying lemur), 555 nucleotides long. RefSeq names its product FKBP prolyl isomerase 2 (gene FKBP2). The coding region runs from base 91 to 513 and encodes 140 amino acids. Gene Ontology annotation, cellular component: endoplasmic reticulum. The record is from RefSeq and is a predicted model, not a curated record. Gene Ontology annotation, biological process: protein peptidyl-prolyl isomerization. The transcript is spliced from 6 exons. Gene Ontology annotation, molecular function: peptidyl-prolyl cis-trans isomerase activity. NCBI's taxonomy places the organism in Eukaryota, Metazoa, Chordata, Mammalia, Dermoptera, Cynocephalidae.
GGGUGGGGCCCUGGCUGCUGUGGCCUCCCCUGACCCCCUCUCCCCGCUGCUGGGGUCCUCGGCCAAGCCCCCUUCUCACUGGACUGAGACAUGAGGCUGAGCUGGGUCCUGACAGUACUGUCCAUCUGCCUGAGCACCCUGGCCUCGGCCACGGGGGCCGAGGGCAAACGGAAGCUGCAGAUCGGGGUCAAGAAGCGGGUGGACCACUGUCCCAUCAAAUCUCGCAAGGGGGACGUCCUGCACAUGCACUACACGGGAAAGCUGGAAGAUGGGACGGAGUUUGACAGCAGCCUGCCCCAGAACCAGCCCUUUGUCUUCUCCCUUGGCACGGGCCAGGUCAUCAAGGGCUGGGAUCAGGGGCUACUGGGGAUGUGUGAGGGGGAAAAGCGGAAGCUGGUGAUCCCAUCAGAGCUGGGGUAUGGAGAGCGGGGAGCUCCUCCAAAGAUUCCAGGUGGUGCAACUCUGGUGUUUGAAGUGGAGCUGCUCAAAAUCGAGCGACGUUCAGAACUGUAGCCAGAGUGGGGAGGGGCAGGGAGAGAGGCCUUCAUCAGGGAC